This is a messenger RNA of Pelobates fuscus (common spadefoot toad), 2820 nucleotides long. It is a transcript of the gene SH3BP5L, whose product is annotated as SH3 binding domain protein 5 like. Bases 178 to 1305 code for a protein of 375 amino acids. Gene Ontology annotation, cellular component: cytoplasm. The transcript is spliced from 7 exons. Gene Ontology annotation, biological process: intracellular signal transduction; negative regulation of protein tyrosine kinase activity. The record is from RefSeq and is a predicted model, not a curated record. Lineage: Eukaryota; Metazoa; Chordata; Amphibia; Anura; Pelobatidae. Gene Ontology annotation, molecular function: protein kinase inhibitor activity.
UUCGUUCUAUGCGGUUUCCGCUUCCGGUGCCGCCGGGCGCUGCCGAGGAUCCAGGCAACUGGUCUGCGAAGCUCCCGGGCAGGGGGGGAGCGCUGCGUGACGUCACGGGCCGGGCUCUGACGUCACUUCGGUGCCCAGCUCCAUGACGUCAGGAGCGAAUAGGUGAGCUGUCUCAUUAUGGAACGAAAAGAUGGACCCCCGAACGAGGAAAGACUUCCAACACCAGGGGCAGAGAGAGAAGGGGACGUCCACCCAGAAUUAGAGGGGUAUGGAGAGAGUUUCCCUGACAUGAAGAGACAGAGCGAGAGUUCUUCAGACUUGAAGAGAGUGGAAGGAGAGGCAGAAGAAGAACUAGAUCCCCGAAUACAGGAAGAGCUGGAACGUCUGAACCAGGCGAGCGAGGAGAUCAACCGACUGGAACUACAGCUGGAUGAUGCCCGCACAGCCUAUCGUCGUAUUCUCACCGAGUCUGCAAGGCGUCUUAAUACCCUGGCCACUCAACUGGGAGCUUGUAUUGAAAAGGCAAGACCAUACUAUGAAGCUAGAAGAUUGGCCAAAGAGGCUCAACAGGACACACAAAGUGCAGCCCUGCGAUAUGAAAGGGCAGUGAGCAUGCACUCGGCAGCCAGGGAGAUGGUAUUUGUAGCUGAACAGGGAGUAACUGCUGACAAGAAUAGACUGGACCCCACGUGGCAGGAGAUGCUAAAUCAUGCAACAUGCAAGGUAAAUGAAGCAGAAGAGGAGCGGCUACGCAGUGAAUUUGAACACCAGCGCGUGACCCGUCAAUGUCACGAAGCGGAAGCCAAAGUGCAGACCUUACAGAAGAGCCUGAAACGUGUCAUAUUAAAAAGUCGCCCCUAUUUUGAGCUGAAGGCACAGUUUAACACUGUGCUAGAGGAACACAAAUCUCGUGUUACCUCUCUAGAGACCUCUGUGUCCCAGGCAAAACUUUGCUACUCUGGAACACUACGCAAUUUAGAGCAGAUCAGUGAAGAGAUUCAUGCUCGCCGCACUCAAGGUCCUCUCCUUACCCUCCGUGCCCCUCCCCUUGGAGCUGAAGCACCUGCUUCCAUGUUGGAUGGAGAAGGGGGUACAUCGUCAGACACCAUAUCUCUUCUCAGUUUGCAGACCAUUGCAUCAGAUCUGCAGAAGAGCGAUUCUGUAGAACACUUGAGAGGCUUGGGGGAUGUAACCAGUCUAGAUGGAAGAGGGACUGAUGAGGAGAAUGGUGGGGAAAAUAGGGAGAGAGGCGGAGAAAGAGGUGGAGGAGGGGCUUUUAGGCAUAACAGGAGUGUAAGUCUGUGAAGUGGAAGUAAUUGGAUGGGGCAUGUUACCCCUUAAAGAAAGCUUUGCAACAAUUUAUGGCUAUGGGCUUAGUGGGGUUUGCUAUCAGAUACUCCUUGGUAUGAUUGAGGCAGAGACGUCUUAGCAGGUUGCACUCUAGCUUUUUUGAACUGCGUUUACCAUAAUGCUCCAACCGUGACUGGAAAAUGUAAUCCACAACAGCUUGAGUGCCAAUGAUGUGAGGUGUUUAUUGGUAAACAAAUAGCUUGACUGGAGGGUCACAUGCUGGAAAAGUUGACUUCAUGCAGAGAUGGUAAAAUGGGGCAUUUAGAUUAUUUAGGGGACAGUAGGUUUCUAUGACAUUUUAGCUAACCUUUUGGCUUGGCACAGAAGCAUUUGAGAAUGGGAGACUAUUGGCUUGUCAAAAAGAUGCAUAUUCUGUCAUAUCUGGUAGACUGCUAACAAGUAUUUUUUUUUUUUAUUAUCAAAUAAGACUGAUGCUGUGUUAGAUGCUUCUUCCUUUGGCUGAAUUUGGGCAGAAGGAGAAACCCAAAUUUCUUAAAAGAAUGCGUGGAGUGCAUGUGCUGAUAGCUUGGGCUCUAGAUUAUUAAUUCUCAAUAUUAUCCUGAAUGUCCGCCAAUGAGCCAAUACUAAGGUUAAAUAUCAGGUUUACCUUUGUAACAGCAAGGGGUAAUCUGCAAAUUCUAGAUCGUUGAUGGACCUUAAAAAUGUAAUUGAGAAGACCUGCUCAUGGUCAUCAGUUCUCAAAAUCUGGCCUCAGCCCACGUGAUGAUUUUCGAGUCAAAACCCAUGAAUUUUACCGAUGUUCCAGUCAUAUUGAAAGAACUGUCAGACAUGGCAUGAGGCAGACAGAACGAAUCAUGAGCAUUAAGCAAUAAACACGGCACAGAAAGAUUCCCCGAUCAUGCUCACACAAACCUUGUUGUCUUGAAGUUUGCCUCUUAUGAUCAGAGUGCUUGUUGUUUCCAAACAAUUGUGUCAAAGUGGGGAUAUCUAAAAUCACAUUGUGUUGGCUAGGCUGGAGGUCAGAGAACUACUGUUCAAUAUGAAUUUAACAAGUGUUUAUAGCAGGAGGUACAAGGGAACAAUCAGAGCAAAAUUCUGAUAUUCUAGUUCUGAGGACAGUGUAGUCAGGCUGGAGAUGUCUUGCUGCUAUGAGAACUCUCUCUGUUUGAUGCAGCACUCAGAAUGUUUUUAUUUUAAUCACUAUAUCUUGAUGUCUCUGUGUCUGAACAUUAAUUCACACUGUAUAUACUUGAACUGGGGUGUAAGUGUAUGUAGUGAUCAGUACAGGCUAAUGUGUAUAUAGUAUUGUAUAGCUGCAGGGAUGUGUGUGUAAAUAUACUCUUUGAAACCUAAUUAAACCAAUUUAAACCAAGGAAAGACGGUGUGACCUCCUUAAAGCUUCAUACAUCUUGUUUGAAACCAUUUCAUCUUGGCGUAAAAUGUACAGCUGAAACUGUGUUUUUUUUUUUUUGUUUUUUUUUAAAUAAAGCUUUUGAUUUCCAACCCAAA